CAAGCAGUAUGACAAGGCUUGCAGGCUCAAGAUCCACCUGCGGAGCCACACUGGGGAGAGACCUUUCCUUUGUGACUUCGAUGGCUGUGGCUGGAACUUCACCAGCAUGUCCAAACUCUUAAGACACAAGAGGAAGCACGAAGACGACCGCAGGUUCACCUGCCCAGUAGAGGGCUGUGGCAAGUCCUUCACCAGGGCCGAGCACCUGAAAGGCCACAGCAUAACCCACCUGGGCACGAAGCCUUUCGUGUGCCCCGUGGAAGGCUGCUGCGCCAGGUUCUCUGCUCGCAGCAGCCUCUAUAUCCACUCCAAGAAGCACUUGCAGGACGUGGGUGCGUGGAAAAGCCGUUGCCCGGUCCCCACCUGCAACAAACUCUUCACGUCCAAGCACAGCAUGAAGACCCACAUGACCAAAAGGCACAACCUCGGCCAGGACCUCUUGGCCCAGCUCGAAGCUACCAACUCUCUCACACCCAGCAGUGAACUCGCCAGCCAGGGGCACAGCGAUCUCAGUGGUGCCGAGCUCGUGUCUGUCUUCCCGGAUGUGCCUGGCCACAGUUCUGCUGCGGUGCUGGACACGGCCUUGGUCAACUCUGGCAUCUUGACUAUUGAUGUGGCCUCUGUGAACUCCACCCUCGCAGGAAGCCUCCCUGCCGAUAAUAAUAAUAGUAGCAACCAUUCCUUAGGGCAAGCGGUGGACCCCCGGGCCUUGAGGGGGGGCCCCAGUGACCUUCCCCAGAGUCUGGAUACCUCUCUCUUCUUCGGAACCUCGGUGGCCGGUUAUCAGCACAGCCCCUUAGACAUGGACGAUGUCUCUGCUGGGAAUGUGGGGCUCUUUGGCUCCUUGGCUCUGAAAAACUCAAGCCUGGAGACCCAGGCUUUGACACCCAGCAAUAAGUUAACCGUGGACACGGAAGCUCUGACUCCCUCCAGCACCCUUUGUGAAAACAGUGUCUCCGAGCUACUGACCCCAGCCAAAGCCGAUUGGAACGUGCACCCCGAAUCUGACUUCUUUGGGCACGAGGAAGAAACCCAGUUCGGAUUCUCCCAUCCAACAGGAAGCCAUGGGUCUCAGAAAGAGACAGAUCUUAUCACGGUGACCGCCUCCCCGUUUUUGGUAUGAACCGACUCUGCCUGUUCCCUGCCUGACCUGUGGCUCACUUUUUUUUUUUUUUAAAUCACACUCAAAUGUGAGAAUGUUCUGGAAGGAGUGCUUGCGUUGCUUGCCUGCAGUUGUUUCUUGCUGCUUUGCAAAGGAGCGCAUCUCUGGACUACCAAUUUAGGGAUUUCAAUUCUCAUCUUGAGUCUGGAACUGAUGAGU
Grammomys surdaster is the source of this 1321-nucleotide messenger RNA. RefSeq names its product zinc finger X-linked protein ZXDB. NCBI's taxonomy places the organism in Eukaryota, Metazoa, Chordata, Mammalia, Rodentia, Muridae. Gene Ontology annotation, cellular component: nucleus. The annotation marks the transcript as partial. The transcript has a single exon. Gene Ontology annotation, biological process: regulation of transcription by RNA polymerase II. Gene Ontology annotation, molecular function: transcription coregulator activity. The record is from RefSeq and is a predicted model, not a curated record.